Molecule: messenger RNA, 846 nt
Organism: Tripterygium wilfordii
Lineage: Eukaryota; Viridiplantae; Streptophyta; Magnoliopsida; Celastrales; Celastraceae
Exons: 1
Coding region: 172-735 (187 amino acids)
Source: RefSeq, a predicted model, not a curated record
GCCUACUCCCUUAUUUCUCCACCCCCUUUUCACUUGGUCUUGGUUGUCUUCAAUCGCUGGAAACUCGCCUCAAUACCCAUCUCUCUCCCAAUCCAAUUUUCACAUGCCCAGAUAGAAAAAUCUCAAAAUUUCACCCAGAAAAGGAGAAAAUCAAGUUAUUUCUCAAUCGAUAUGGGUUUUUCUCUAAGAUCCUCCAUUGACGAUGCCUCUCCAUCGCACUACCGCACACACAAGAUGUUCCUCUACUUCAACUACAUUAUCUUGGGUGCAGCCUCCAGUUGCAUCUUCCUGACCCUUUCUCUUCGAUUAGUGCCAUCAAUUGUUGGUUUAUUCUUUAUUCUCCUCCACAUCACCACCAUCGCAGGGGCUGUCUCUGGCUGCAUCGCAGCAUCCUCAGGGACUGGCAGAUGGUAUGCAGCUCAUAUGGUGGCCACUGUGCUGACAGCGAUAUUCCAAGGGUCAGUAUCAGUGCUGAUCUUCACCAGGAGUGAAGAUUUCCUUGGGGAUUUGAAUUCCUACGUGAGGGAGGAGGACGGAGUGGUGAUUCUGAGGCUGGCUGGUGGCUUAUGUGUGGUGAUAUUUUGCUUGGAGUGGGUGGUCCUCACGCUUGCAUUCUUCUUGAAGUACUAUUCUUAUGUUGAAGGCGAUAUUAGCGGUGGAAAUGCCGUGAAGAGGAGUGCCAAAGUGCAGCAAGAGGAGAAUUUGAAGGACUGGCCAUGGCCUUUCCAAGUCUAAUUCUUCUCUGCUAUAGCUCUAUAUUACUGUUUAAUUUCUACGUUCAAUUUAUUUGUUUAGGGAUUUGACUUUGAGAGAGAGACUGUGAUUUUAUUGAUCUUUUAAUGUGGA